AUGACGAAAUCGAUUGCUGUAUUUGGAGGCAAUGGCUUCCUUGGCCGCAAGAUAUGUGAAGUAGGGAUCAACAGAGGAUACAAUAUAACGUCAUACUCCCGAUCAGGCCAACCCCCACAAUCUCCACACCACCAAUCUCCACCUGCCACCUGGAUCAGUCAAGUAUCAUGGCAGAAGUGCGACAUAUUCAACCCACGCGAAUCGAUACCACCACACAAAUUGGGCCAAUUUGACACGAUUGUCCAUUCAAUUGGACUCUUGUUUGAAGAUGCCCUGUAUAAGAAACUGAUGAACUCAAACUUUGGCGUGUUGCAGGAUGUGCAAAAAUUGGCUAAUCGAGUUUUGGGUAGUGGAGUGAAUCCUAUGCAGAAGGAUAAGGUGAAUCUGAGUUAUGAGGCUGUGCAGCGUGAUUCUGCAGUUUUGAUUGCUGAUGAGUACAUUGAAGCCAGAUUGGAUGCAUUGAAAGAGGAGGAAGAGAAGAAGAAGAAGAAGAAGAAUAAGAAUAGCAACAGCGCAGACAGUCCAACUGGUGCUAUUGUUGGAAAUUAUGUCUACAUAUCAGCUGAUCAAAACCCACCAAUUGUUCCACAACGCUACAUCAUCACCAAGCGAGAAGCAGAGUUUGAAUUGAGCAAUAAACCGCACUUGAGAAGCAUAUUGAUGAGGCCGGGCAUAAUGUACGAAGAAAAAACAGGCGACACAAACGAACAACACUUUUCCAAUAGGGAUGUGUUGGUAAAAGGAUUAAAGUUGGGUGUCAGUUUGAAAAAUGCCGUGUUGGGUGAACAGUUCUUGAGUGGGGUGGUUCGGCCCGUGGUGAGCACUACUCAGGUUGCCAAUGCCAUUUUUGAUAAGUUGGAAGAUGGACAUUUCAAGGGUGGUGUUGUACCUGUUGAGGAAAUUGAACAAAAAUCGCAUUUUUAA
Messenger RNA from Lodderomyces theae, 924 nucleotides. Its product is annotated as ubiquinone biosynthesis protein. Lineage: Eukaryota; Fungi; Ascomycota; Pichiomycetes; Serinales; Debaryomycetaceae. Gene Ontology annotation, molecular function: protein-containing complex binding. The record is from RefSeq and is a predicted model, not a curated record. The coding region runs from base 1 to 924 and encodes 307 amino acids. Gene Ontology annotation, cellular component: mitochondrion. The transcript has a single exon.